UGUUUUGUAAAGAAAUUCAGAAAUUCUUGAAAUAAGAUGUUUUAAUUUUUUUGAUUAUCUGAUGGUUUAGUAUUUAUUUAUUUGAACAGAACUCUACCAAGAUGGGGAAGCUUAAUGCCACGAUGCUUCGAUACUUAUCGAAGGAAGAUUUUAGAGUUUUAAUAGCCGUUGAAAUGGGAAUGAAGAAUCAUGAGAUCGUACCGAUUCCAUUGAUAGCAGCCAUUGCUCAUCUUCACAGUGGAGGUUGUCAUAAAAUAUUAAAUGAAAUUUCUAAACACAGACUUGUUGCUUAUGAGAAAAAUGGCAGAAAAUUCGCCGGAUACAGAUUAACCAAUUCUGGUUAUGAUUAUUUAGCAUUAAAAGCUCUGUCUAACAGAGAUGCUGUAUUUUCUAUUGGAAACCAGAUUGGUGUUGGCAAAGAAUCAGAUAUUUAUAUUAUUGCUGAUGCUGAAGAAAAACAGAUGGCGCUGAAAUUACACAGACUUGGCAGAACUUCAUUUCGUCAGUUAAAAAAUAAACGUGAUUAUCAUCAACAUAGAAAAAAUAUCUCCUGGUUGUAUCUGUCUAGAAUAGCAGCCAUGAAGGAAUUUGCUUACAUGAAGGCUCUGUAUGAAAGAAAAUUCCCAGUUCCUAAACCCAUAGAUUAUUGUCGUCAUGCUGUUGCUAUGGAACUUAUUAGUGGUUAUCCAAUGUGUCAAGUCCGUCAUUUAGAAGAUCCAGGAACUGUAUAUAAUGAAUGUAUGGAACUGAUAGUAAGACUUGGCAAUUGUGGACUAAUACAUGGUGAUUUUAAUGAGUUUAAUUUAAUGGUAGACGAUAACGAUAAAGUUACUAUGAUUGAUUUUCCACAGAUGAUAUCUACGUCACAUUUAAAUGCUGAAUGGUACUUUGAUCGAGAUGUUCAGUGUGUGAGAAAUUUUUUCUCUAAAAGAUAUCAUUAUGAAAGUGAAUUAUAUCCUAAAUUCUCUGAUAUCAGUCGAGAAGAUAAUAUAGAUGUAGCUGUAGCAGCCAGUGGAUUUACUAAAGAAUUAGCAGAUGAAUUUGAUCAGGCAGCAGAUGCUUUAGGGAUAUUGGGAGGUCCUGGUAACCCUAGAAAGGAAAAUGACCAUGAUGAUGAAGAUGAUGACGACGAUGAUGAUGAUGAUGAUGAUGAAUUUGAAGAUGCAAGAGAUUUUGGUCCAGAUACAGACUAUAAAUUAAUGGCUAAGAAACUAGAAGAAGAUCACGAUAAAAUAGAGAAAUAUUUGGAUGUGUGUGCAGAACAGUCAAAGACGAUUGAAGAAAAACUUCCUGAAGAUAUUUCUAAAUGUAAUUUAAGUAGUGAAUCCGUUGAAUCAGGUCAGGUGACGGCAAGUGAUACUAAAAAUAUUGCUGAUACAAUUCCGGAAAACGAUAAUGAUGAUACAGAAUCGGUUGUCUCAACCACAGGUGCUAAUUGUGGUUCCGAUGACGAUAACUUGUACGAUAUCGCGGAGUCAAAUCGUGCCUACAGACCUUUCCGUACUGAAGAGAGUAUGGAUCAUCAUAAUACACAUUUAAAUCGGUUUCCACGUAGUUCUGAUAGUAUCAGUACAACGUCAACGAUUAUCGACCCGGAAGUUAUAAAAUGCAAACUCAAACAUCAAUUAAAGAAGAAACACGAAAGGUCAGAAGCACGACGCUACAGAAAGAGUGGUGAAUCGGCUUUAAAAACAAAAGAUCGAAGAGAAAAUAUGGACGAAAUAUCGAGCAGCUUAUCUGCUUUCUGGUAUUAACUCUUGUGGAAUACUUCAAGAAACUCAACAGUCUCUCCAUUAUGAAAAUGGUAAUUAAUACCCCCCCCCCCAUGAAGACUGAGUCAUCUAUAUCCUGUGUCCUUGUUAAAAGUCAAAUUAGUUUCCAUAGUUUAACAUGUGUGCUUAGAUUGUAAGGUCUGUAAUUGUGUGGGGGGGGGUUGGAUGGCCGAAUGGUUAGCACAUGCGCGCUGUAUCAUAAGACCUGUCAUUGAGUCAACUGGCGUGGUUUUGAAUCCCCAGUUGUACGUGACAAGGAGUGGCGUCGCCUGUCCAACAUAAUUCUUUUUUCUCCGGGUCCUCCAGUUUCCUCCCACUGCUAAAGACCCCUACGCGCAAGUGAAUUAUUGAAAUAAAAUUUAAACAUAUGUUAGUCCCGAAAUGACCUAGUUUGUGUCGAGUGGACGUUAAACCCCCAUUUCACUCUCUCUGUAAUUGAGUUAUGUGGUGUGGUUUCAGUCCUGCACAUGUACAUGACAAGGAGUUGUGUCUGUUUUCUCCAGGUUCUCAAGUUUCCUCCCAAUGAAAUAAAAUUGAGCCAUGUGUUAAGCCCAAAAUGACCUUAUUUGUGUAUGUCAAUGUCAUCCAGUCGAGCAGGCUGAUUCAUAAAGUGUUCUAAAUGUUCUUUUCCUGUUGUGAAGAAUAUUUUGAAAUUAUGGUACAUUUUCUAAAUGUUCUUUUCCUGUUGUGAAGAAUAUUUUGAAAUUAUGGUACAUUUUCACUCACAAACCUCAGUAUAAUGAAAUUAAGAUUUUUAUUUCAUAAGGGACCGUUACAAAAUUUCAACACUUGUAUCCAAACAAACAGCUCUCGGAACUGGGUGGGUGGGUUGAACAACACUUCAUAUAGAAAAUGAUAAUUAAAUGUUGACGAUUAAUGAAUCAUGAACGGAACUUUGAUUAUUGUAUUCAAAGUAAUAUUUAAAUUCUAUAUACAGGAUCUGUUUGUUAAGAAUAAACUAUUAUAUGAUUUA
This is a messenger RNA of Patella vulgata (common limpet), 2745 nucleotides long. Its product is annotated as serine/threonine-protein kinase RIO2. Gene Ontology annotation, cellular component: nucleus; cytosol; preribosome, small subunit precursor. Gene Ontology annotation, molecular function: ATP binding; protein serine/threonine kinase activity. Gene Ontology annotation, biological process: protein phosphorylation; maturation of SSU-rRNA. The transcript has 10 exons. The record is from RefSeq and is a predicted model, not a curated record. The coding region runs from base 102 to 1754 and encodes 550 amino acids. NCBI's taxonomy places the organism in Eukaryota, Metazoa, Mollusca, Gastropoda, Patellidae.